Molecule: messenger RNA, 2749 nt
Organism: Sceloporus undulatus (fence lizard)
Lineage: Eukaryota; Metazoa; Chordata; Lepidosauria; Squamata; Phrynosomatidae
Gene: BBS2
Product: Bardet-Biedl syndrome 2
Exons: 17
Coding region: 146-2311 (721 amino acids)
Biological process (GO): non-motile cilium assembly
Cellular component (GO): motile cilium; membrane; BBSome
Molecular function (GO): protein binding
Source: RefSeq, a predicted model, not a curated record
AUUUUAUCCAUCGCAGCAGCAGCAGCAGGCGGCGCUGGGGCCUAGUCGCCGGUGGCUAGUCUUAUUAUUAGGCGAGGCCUGGUCGAGUCGAGGAGGAGGCAAUAGCAGCAGCCUUAGCCGCCCCUCAGGACCCCUUUCCGCCGCCAUGUUAGUGCCGGUCUUCACCCUGAAGCUGAGCCACAAGAUCCUGCCUGGCAUGGUGGCCCUGGGCAAGUACGACGGAGCCCACCCCUGCCUCACCGCCGCCACGCAGGCGGGGAAGGUUUUUAUCCAUAACCCUCAUGCACGGGGCCAGCGCGUGAACACAAAUCGUUUGGUGCUUAGUACCCAGGAUGCUGAUAUUUCUCUUCUGAACAUUAAUGAAGCCGUUAGCUGUUUGACCGCAGGGGUGCUGAACCCUGGUCUUGGUUGUGACUCCCUCCUCAUUGGCACACGGACCAGUUUGUUGGCAUACGACGUGCACAACAAUGCUGACUUAUUUUACGCAGGGGUUCCUGACGGAGCAAACACAAUAGUUCUUGGAACAUUAGGAGACAUUCCUUCACCUCUUGCUAUUAUUGGGGGAAACUGCUCUUUGCAGGGCUUUAAUCAUGAAGGAAAAGAUCUUUUCUGGACGGUCACUGGUGACAAUGUUCGUUCACUGGCGUUGUGUGAUUUCGAUGGUGAUGGGAAAAAAGAGCUGCUUGUUGGUUCUGAGGAUUUUGAUAUCAGAGUUUUUAAAGAAGAUGAGAUUGUGGCAGAAAUGUCAGAAACUGAGAUUGUCACUGCGCUGACUCCAAUGUGUAGCAGUCACUUUGGUUAUGCCCUUUCUAAUGGAACUGUUGGCAUUUAUGACAGGAAGACUCGCCACUGGAGAAUUAAAUCUAAAAACCAAGCAAUGAGCAUACAUGCAUUUGAUAUCAACUCGGACGGUGUGUGUGAACUGAUCACUGGCUGGUCCAACGGGAAGAUUGAAGGACGCAGUUACCGUACAGGAGAGGUCAUCUUCAAGGAUAAUUUUGCUUCCUCGGUGGCGGGAAUAGUACAAGGAGAUUAUCGAAUGGAUGGCAAUACCCAGUUAAUCUGCUGCUCAGUUGAUGGUGAAGUACGAGGAUACCUGCCAGGAAGCCAAGAGAUGAAGGGAAAACUGAUGGACACAAGUGUGGAUCAGGACCUGAUUCGAGAGCUUAGCCAAAAGAAACAGAAUCUACUGCUUGAAUUACGAAACUAUGAAGAAAAUGCAAAGCAAGUGGAGCUGAACACUCAGUUGAAUGAGAUGGAUGGCCAAAAGGGUGUGAUCCCAGCAAAUACCCAGCUCCAAACGGCGCUCUCAGUCAACCUGGGAUCGGAUAGUGAAUCUGCUCAUGUUGAAUUAUGCAUUUCCACAUCCAAUGACACCAUCAUCAGAGCGGUCCUCAUCUUUGCUGAAGGGAUAUUUGAAGGAGAGAGUCACGUGAUCCACCCCAGUCUCCUGAACCUUUCGAGCUGCAUUAAGGUCCCCCUCACUCCUCCCAAAGAUGUUCCAGUGGAGCUAAACAUCAAGGCUUUUGUUGGUUACAAGAAUAGCAUACAGUUCCAUGUUUUUGAGCUGACUAAGCAACUUCCUCGCUUCUCAAUGUACACUCUGAGUAGCCCAGAUUCUGCUCCUGGCCCUCUAAGCUUUGUACAAUUUACAGUCAAUGAGAGAGUGCAAAUGGCCAUCACGUGGCUAAAACAAAGUUUCCUGUUACCAGAAGAUUUGAAGAUCCGAAAUGAUUCAUUUGAAGUCUGCUUCACCUCCCUGCGUGAUGCAGGGCAGCUGUGGAUCAAAAUGACGCCAAGUGGAGAGAUCUCCAUUAACACUGACAACAUUGACUUGGCUGGUGACAUUAUCCAGUCCAUGGCCUCCUUCUGGGCGAUUGAAGACUUGCAGGUUGAAGCAGACUUCCCAGCGUAUUUUGAGGAGGUGCGCAAGGCCCUAGUUGUGGUGGAUAAUUCCCAUCCAGUCUGUCAGAAGCUCACAGCCAACAUGGCAGACAGCUCCAACCUCAUCCGUAGCAUACUGGUCCGAGCAGAGGAUUCGCGGCUCAUGGGAGACAUGAAAAAUAUGAAGAAACGAUACAUAGAGCUGUAUGAUCUCAACAGAGAUUUGCUCUCCCAGUACAAGAUUCGCUGCUCCAACCACACAGAGCUUCUCAGUAACCUUAAGGCCGUAAACCAGGCCAUCCAGCGAGCAGGACGGUUGCGAGUUGGCAAACCCAAGGCCCAGGUGAUUGCUGCUUGCCGGGAUGCUAUUAAAAACAACAGUGUUAAUACUCUCAUCAAAAUAAUGCGCGUAGGAACAUCUUCCUGAAAGAAUGGAGAAGAAUGCAUUUGGAUUAUCACCGCAGUAGGCUGCCAGUCUUGAGAUGGAGUGAAAAAAGAUAUAGUGGCAGAUAGACUGUAAGCGCAUACUGUCAGAUCAGCUCCUAGCGAGUGUACGGCAGGCAGUUAAGCCCAGUGGAGUAGGAUGCUAUGUGUAUAUGCUCUUCCAAAGGAAGAAUUAUUGUGACACACUGCUGGUGGGACCUGAACUCUAUUGCAGUUGUGCGGGAGAGAGGAGAAACUGGCUAAGAUGGCUAAGAACAUCAUGCUCAUCGAGAGAUGCUCUAGAAAUCCCUUGGAAAGACCAAAGUCAGAAACCAGCCUAAAGGCAAGAACCUCAAAUAGAUGGCUUAGCCAGGGACAGGCUUUAUUAAAACCAGGCAUAUUUUGCAACACCUGAAUCGUCAAUAAACAGAUCACAACUUUC